GGACACCGAGGAGGGAAAGAAAAAUGCUUCGCGAACCGCCCAGACGUCGCACACAAAGCAUGCCGCCUCCAUCUCGAUGGGACGAAUGGAAGUUGAUGCUGGGCGUGAGAAGGUUCGUCCUUCGUGCCGCCGACAAACUCGCCGGCUCCAUCGUCACGCAAGGCGGAGCGCCGAGCCCGUCAGCCAUGUACGAAUGGCUCCUGAGUCAGCCGUGUCAAUACCGUGCGCUCAUCAACAUUGACGUCCCACGGUAAGGCAUGGGAGGUGAUGGAUUGGAUGGGAGGAGCAAGGCAUACAAUGGCAUGCAUCACCCAUGGCACAUCUGUAUAUCUGUAUUGUUGCAGAACGUUGAGCUGCGCAAAGGUGUUGACGGACGAGAGGAAGAGCAUGUUGACCAACAUACUGGUGAGCGGGAGCUGAUAAGGAAUGAUGUGGUGACGGGACGUGUGCAGUGCAUAUUCUCCCCUCCCCUCCCCUCCUCUCCCCUGUGUGUGUGGUGUGUGUGCGCAGAUAGCAUACGCCAACUACGACACAUCCACGGGCUACAUCCAGGGCUUCGGCAACAUCGCAGGUGGGUGAACGAGCUGCUCAGAAGACGCACAGGCAUCACGCCCUCACCGAACCGACCCUUGGUUGUGUCUGUCUGUCUGUCUGUCUGCAUGCGUGUGUUGUGUUGUGUGAUGCAGUCGUGUUGUUGGUUGUGUCUGAGUGGCGCGAGGAGGAGGCGUUCUGGGCACUGGUCGCCCUCAUGCAAGGCAGGGGAUACCGACACUUCUUCAAAAACGACUUCCGCGAACUGACCCGAUACGAGAAAGGUGUGCAUCCAUCCAUCCAUCCAUCCAUCCAUCGAUGGCCCAGCCAUUCACGAGUGUGGCGACCUGCGCCACCUCUAUGUAUCUUCCCUCCCUGUGUGUGCCGUUCCGUCCCUUCAGUCUUCGGCUAUAUGUUGAGCCGCGAGUUGCCGGAGCUAGAGGCUCACCUCACUGCAGUGGACUUCCCCCCCACACGCUCUAUCACGCCCAAAUGGUGAGUUAGCUGAGGAGCGGACACGGAUGCAUCCGCGACGCAUCCGUCCAGUUGGUCACGCCUGACGGUCUGUGUGUCUGUGUGUGUGUCUGUGUGUGUGUCAGGUUUUUGUCUGGUUUUGCGCAGGCGUUGCCCCUGAAUGUGGUGAUCCCCAUUUGGGACCGCAUUCUAGCGGAGGGGAUGCCGUUUAUCAUCAGUGUCGCCAUGGCCAUGUUGGCAGUAAGCACACCACUACACCACACCACACGGAAGCGAACAACAGCAUCCCACGCGACACGUAUGCCUUUCUCUCUUGUCCCCUCUGUCAGGAAAUGACGCCGUCGUUGGUCAGGAUGGAUGACAAACAGACGUACCAUGCGUUUCUGCACGUCAAGGAGAACAGCAACUUCGCCGGCCCCCAGGCGGCUGCCCGGCUCAUCCACCGCGCCAAACGCUUCCCCGUUCCCAUGCCUCUGCAGAUGGUGCGCACAUCAACAAUAGCCGUGGCGUCAGAAUGUGUGGCUCAUCCCUCUCGUGUGUAUGUCCUUCCUGCAGUAUUUGUUGCGCACCCGUGACGGUUUCGAGUCAGAUGACGACCGUUUUGCCCACGCCAAGGCGGUGUCCGAGUCCAUCCGCCGGCUCGUCCGCCGCCACGUGCGCCCCCCACCCAUCCCGCCCGACACCGUCCUGGGGCAAUUCCUCAGACACAUCUCGCUCAGAGAGGCAGAGGAGGCACGCGAGAGGCGCCGACACAGCGGCUCCUUCCAGCAACCCGCCGAGGUGUCCACGCCCCCCGCACGGACGGACCGAUCGGUCACUCGCGACAUCCGCAAGAACUCCUCCGACUCGCUGGUGCUGAGCCCCAACAGGGCGGCGUCUGUGGACCCGGGGAAGCGGCGGUUCAUCCCAGUCAAUGCCCGUCCGCCUCCACCCCCUUACGGCCUGCGUCCCCUGAUGUGGCGUGCUCGCGCGAUGCCUGUGCCGUGCUGCUACAUGCCUUCUCCCAACCUGCAGAUGCCUCAGAUGCCCCAGAGCGGACCGGCAGCCAUCCCACUGCCCCCGCCCAUGCGUGCGAUUCCCCGGCCGUGGCGCCCGCCGGGUGCUGCUCCGCCCCUGCCGAACCAGGUGUUGAAGCGCGAUGCGAAUGCCGACGCACCGGGAACGGCUCGUGUGCGGGGCCGCUCCUUGAGCACUGUGGUCGAGGAGGAGCACGGUGGAGAAGCGGGGAGCAGUGGGGAGGGCGCCAUGAGUGAGACUGACGCUUUGCCGUUCAAUCAGAACCUCGACGUUGCCAUUGGGCAGCUCCUCGACGAGUAGGAGGGCGGGAGGGAGACGCGGGAUGCCGCCCACUCAUGGUCCUUAUCUUUCUGUCUUUCUCCCUUUGUUGUGUCUGUCCUGUCAGGCGUGCUUUUUUGUCGCAAGGCGGCAUUCGUCCACCCGCUUCUCUCAGUGACCUAAUGUCCUUCAUGUAAGCACCGAAACACAGACCAUCAGACACCAAUGAACCACCCCUCCCUCCCCUCUGUGUGUGUGUCCCACCGUUUCUGUCCUCAGGCCCACCCCGGCCAUCCAGGAAGAGCCCACCCACACCAACGCCGCCCCCUCUCUCUCGGACACCACAUCACCAGAUGUGCAGGCCCGGCAGCUCGUGCCUCCUGCCCCCACCGAGAAUAUGAUUAACGAAGCCACAGUACGACCCCAUGACAACCACCCCAACGACCUUCCCAACGAUCCCAUCAUCCCAGCAGUCACGCGCCACAUCGUCGGCGGCUCGACGGAGCGUAAGGCCUCCGUGGGCACAGAUAGCACCGCUGUGACGGCGCGGGAGAGAGAAAAGGAGAAGGAGAAGGAGAAGAAGCGGCGGUUCACAUUCACCCUGAGGCUCCCGUGGGGCAGGCGGGUGGGCAUGGGCAUGGGCACGUGCGCAGGCAAAGAUAAGGAGAGGAACGGCGAGAAGGAGAAGACCAGGAAGGGGAUGCGCCGUGUGUUUUCCGGUGUGGGGCGGUGUUUUGGUCGGGUGUAGUUGGGAAAGGGGGAGUGUAUUACGGUGCGUGUAUUUGUUGUGCUGGCGUCCCCGCAUUUCGUGUGUGUGGAAUGGGGGCGGGUUUAUGUGAGGUGACUGACGUGGAUGUAUAGUGACCAACUACCACGUUGACGAC
Messenger RNA from Vitrella brassicaformis, 3164 nucleotides. NCBI's taxonomy places the organism in Eukaryota, Vitrellaceae. The record is from the annotation of a GenBank genome assembly.